Molecule: messenger RNA, 2660 nt
Organism: Stylophora pistillata
Lineage: Eukaryota; Metazoa; Cnidaria; Anthozoa; Scleractinia; Pocilloporidae
Product: hemicentin-1
Biological process (GO): signal transduction
Source: RefSeq, a predicted model, not a curated record
AUGAGGUUAAAACCAUACAGAUACCUAAAGAUAAAACGGGCGAAGAAAGAGGACUCUGGCUUUUACACCUGUGUCGGGGUGAACGACUGCGGAAAAAAUCCCUAUGCAUUGCAGCUCUUAGUCAGAGAUGCUCCAAUAUUCACAGUGCCGCAAUACAAGAUGAGGCGCAACCUUCUUGCGUUACCCGUUGGCAACUCUGUAAAGCUGGAUUGUUCUGCCGAUGGAAACCCUCGUCCUACAGUAGAAUGGUACAAAGACAGAAAAUUGUUUAAGGAAAGGAAAGGUGGCAGGAAACUCUAUUUGAGUCAAUGGACAACCUUGUUGAGUCUGAAGGACUUGGUUCCCUCCGAUACUGGGUCAUACAUGUGUAUUGUGAGCAACUCGUAUGGAUGGAUUAAUCAUACCUACGAAUUAGAUGUUCAUGCUGAGCCUCAACUGAGGCAGUCGUCUCCUUCAAGGGUAGUUAAACCAGUGGGACAAGAUGAAGUGAAGCUGAUCUGUGACGUGAAGAAUGCUCAAAAUUAUACUUGGUAUAAGUUCGAUAGAAAGAUUCAUCUGCCCUCUCUUCGAUACUUUGUGAAAGCUCCGAGUUAUUUGCAAAUAACGGACGUUGUGAAAUCGGACAGUGGAACGUUUGUUUGCGUGGCUUCUAAUGAUUAUGGAAGAGUAAACUGUACAGUGAGGCUGAUUGUUGAAGAUCCAGCAAGUUCAUCUACAAAUGUCUCAGGAGCCAAGAAGCCCCAGUUUCUGUACCCAGACCGAAUGGCGAUGAUCAAUUCACAGUAUACGAGGGGAGAUAAGUUUCAACUAAUAUGUGACGCCAUAGGAACUCCAGUUCCGACGGUCACGUGGUACAAGGGUAAAUAUAUUUAUCUUGGGCAUGGAUCGGACGAGACGAUAACACCGGAGCGUUACGACUAUGUAAUAACUUUCAACAAGGUGGAUAUUAUGGAUAGAGGAAAUUACACAUGCGUUGUGAAAAACGCAUAUGGUCAUUUGACUCAUUCAUACGUCUUCGACGUUCAGGAGAAAAUUGAAAGUCCUCUUCUCUAUUUACAUAUUUGGAAACAGGAAGAAUCUAUUCAGUACGCUGGAACCGAUUUGCAGCUACACUGCGUUGCCUUGUCCAAGGAUAAUAAGACCAAAUUACGUUGGUAUUUUAGCAAUAGUACAAGCAACCCAAGCACUUUAAUAAACCGUACUUUGUUUGAAAGUCAUCAGAAGACAACAUCCAAUGGAGAUGGUUCGUGGCUAAUAUUCCAUGACCUGAAUUUGAAACAUAUUUCUGUGGCUGAUUCGGGUUCAUAUUCUUGCAAGGCUGAAAAUGUCGUUGGAAAUGUUGAACGUCAGACCUAUCUGAAUGUUACUACAAGUCGCAUUGCACCAUCUCAACCAGCCCCUUUUGGUUGCGACCUCAACAGAUCAAUGUGCAGUUCUAUGCCUUACAAGAUUGAUGAGUUCAGUUCGACGAAUGAACAUGGGAGCACUUUUUCUCCAGACAAGGAUCAUUCCUUUUAUUACAUUGGAAACGAAGAAAAGACUAGUGAUGUUCUUGUCCCUGGAAUUGUCUCAGCAUUCUGUUGGUGCCGUCAGUCCCUAACCAAGAAAUCCGUUCAUAAUCCAGUUUCAAAAGAUGAAUUUGAAUACGAUGCGUUCAUUAUUUUCAGCUCCCAGGACUCGGAUUGGGUGACUAAAACUCUGAUUCCAAUUCUUGAGGAAAAACACCAUUUUAAAUGCUGUGUACACUACAGAGAUUUCGUUCUUGGGGUACCUUUCCGUGAAAAUAUGGUCAACAGUGUUUACAAGUCGAGAAAAACAAUAGCUGUCGUGUCGAUUAACUUUUUCAAUAGCAAUUAUUGCGGUUCUGAAAUGGAUUACGCCCUUCAUCGACUUAUGGAAAGGAGAGAUGAUAGUUUAGUCGUCAUCAAACUUGAUGACGUUGACAGAGGAAAACUUCCAAAGGAGCUGCGAAAAAGAAGCUAUAUAGACUAUCAAAAGAAUGUUGAAAAAGAUCACUGGGAGAGAAAACUGGUCAAUUGUUUAAAGUACCCCAACGAUCUGUUUAAGGAAACAAUUUUGUAAUCAGUUCUUUAAUAAAUAAGAAGCUAAUUAAUUUUCUUUUUAUUACCGUUGUAUAUGCAGUCACUAACUCGAACCUUGGUGGUGUAUGAUUAACUAUAUAGGCAACAUUUUGGAUUUGUGGAGAACGAAUUUACUCUCUACUUUCCUUUCAAUUUCUUGUGCUUCCAAGAGAGGAAUCGCCUCCUUUAAUUCGCUCAGGCUUCCAAGUAUCAUGCAAUUUUGGAAUAAAACUUGAAAUAGUUUAUAAUUUGAAGUAUGUAUAAAGCAAUCAUAUAAGAAAAUCGAAUAGUAUCGUAUCGAAACAAGAGAAGAAGAGUGAAUGAGAACUUUGUGGUCACAUUGUCUAAUCACAACAUCUUGUGAGACCUUGAAAUUCCUUAUUUUCAUCAGUCUUGGAUUUCUGCACACCUCUUGCAAUUGAUUAACCAAUCUUGUGAGAAUUUUACCUUCGUAGCAUAGGAAAUAAAUACUUAUGGAUACCAACAGAUAUGUUUUCAUCAUACUUUGAGGUUUAAUAUGAACAAAUUGGAGCUCUUUGAUAAAUACUUAUCUCGUGAAUAAGAUUUUAAUGCGAAAUC